AUGCCUGCUUCUCGGCUGAAACGAGGUGGUGCCUGGCUUAAAACCAACUCACCGGACCCGACCCUAACGGCACAACGGAGACGACGCCACGGUUGGAGUGACCUCAAUGCUCCAGUGCGUCCGGUCGGGUUAUCUUCGCAGCGUCGUGCCAUUCAACGACCAUCGCCACAAGCACGAAAGGUCGCCCGGAGACAACCUCCGCCUCCUUCUCCGCCGCCGCCACCGCCACCGCCACUACCAUCACCACCACAUGCGCACAGGGCAACUCAGCGACAUCGAUGCCAUCAUUUGACACCACUCAGCUCGAUUUCAAACGGGUCGUCCAGUAACGGAGAUUACCUGGACCAGCCAGUCUCCGAUAGCGACGAGAGCAGCAGCACCGGCACCGAGACGGCCACAAAGAGCACGCCCACCAGCCAGCGCCGCACCUCCUCGUCGCGGGCCACAACAUCCGGGAUCUCCUACACCGCGCGCUUCGCAUUUCGGCACUGGCACGGCAUCGCCGGCCUUGAGGUGAGGCCGCUGAAAACGCCGGACCUGCAAACCAUCCGCAGGGGGCUCAGGAGCUUCUAG
Truncatella angustata is the source of this 573-nucleotide messenger RNA. RefSeq lists its product as uncharacterized. The record is from RefSeq and is a predicted model, not a curated record. The transcript has a single exon. Lineage: Eukaryota; Fungi; Ascomycota; Sordariomycetes; Amphisphaeriales; Sporocadaceae. Bases 1 to 573 code for a protein of 190 amino acids.